AUGAGUUGUAGUAUUAAGCAGACAACUGGCUCGCUCAGGGGCAGGACCAGCGGGGGCAGCUGUGUUAUCGGUGGUGGUGGUGGCGGUGGAGGAGCACGGAUCUCCUCCGUCUCUUCUGGAAGAUACACGACCUGCGGGAUAGGCGGGAGCCGAGGGUUUUCGGGUAGAAGUUACUGUGGGGGUGUGAAUUAUGGAGGAGGUCUGAGCACGGGCAGUUUGGUCGGUGGAAACUAUGGAGGUGGCCUAGGAGCCGCUGUCCUCGGAGGAUGCUCAGGCAUGGGAUUCAGCGGUGGCAGCGCUCGCUUUGGCGGUGGCAUUGGAGGUGGCCUUGGCAUGGGUCUUGGUGGAGGGGUGGUUGGAGGCGGUUUUGCUGGUGAUGGCAUUCUUCUUUCUGGUGACGAGAAGGUCACCAUGCAGAACCUUAACGACCGCCUGGCUUCUUACCUGGACAAGGUGAGGUGCCUGGAGCAAGAAAAUGCCGACCUGGAGUGCAGGAUCAGGGAGUGGUACGCCAAGCAGGGCCCCUUCUGUGAGCCUCGCGACUACAGCUGCUACUACAAGGAAAUAGAGGAUCUUCAGAAUCAGAUUGUCUGUGCGACCAUAGACAACAACAAGAUCAUUCUGAACAUCGACAAUAGCAGGAUGACAGCCGAUGACUUCCGCGUGAAGUACGAGACGGAGCUGGCCCUGCGGCAGAGCGUGGAGGCCGACAUCAACGGCCUGCGCCAGGUCCUGGACCAGCUGACGCUCUGCAGGGCGGACCUGGAGGCACAGCUGGAGACGCUACUCUGCUGCCUGAAGAAGAACCACGAGGAGGAAAUGAGCUGUCUGAGGAAGCAAUCGACAGGAGAUGUGAGUGUGGAGGUCAAUGCCUGCCCUGGCCCAGACCUGAGGAAGAUCCUGGAGGAGAUGAGGUGCCAGUAUGAGACGUUGAUUGAGCGCAACCGCAAAGAAGUUGAGGAUUGGUACGAGUGCAAGAUUGAGGAAGUGAAUCGGGAGGUGAUUACAAGCGGGCAGGAGGUAGAGACGUGCAACAACCAGGUCACGGAACUGAGACGCCAAUUGCAAGCGCUGGAGAUCGAUCUUCAGGCCCAGCUCAGCCAGAGGGACAACCUGGAGUCCUCGCUGGCCGAGACAGAAUGUCGCUACAACAACCACCUGGCUGAGCUGCAGAGCCAGAUCUCCUGUGUGGAGCAGCAGCUGGCGGAUCUGCGAGCAGAGAUGGAGUGCCAGAACCAGGAGUACAAGAUCCUGCUGGACGUCAAGUGUCGCCUGGAGCAGGAGAUCCACACCUACCGCUGCCUGCUGGAGGGCGGGCAGCAGGACCUCAUUCAGCAAGGAGGAAUUGGUCAGUCUUCGGGGCUAGGAGGAGGAGUUGCAAGAACGAGUGGAAUAGGAGGAGGAGGGAUCAUCCGAACAAGCCACACGUACACGGCAUCAUCCCAGAUGCCAUCCUGUGCAGCUGCAGAGAUACAAGUGCCUUGCAGAAGGAUUUGUGAUUAAGUGAAGAAAUAAGAAUAUCCCACAAGAGAACCCUGAAGCAGAGCCACAGAUGAAGAGAGAGAAUAUUUACUGUACGCCUCUGCAAAGAGCAAGGAGCGUGCUCUUCUGUACUGCUCAGCAACGCUAAGCCAUGUGUCAGAGGGAUAAGCCGAGCGUUGGGCCGCAUUCUGCUUUAUUUUGCUAUUUGCUUUUUCCAGUCUAUCGCUGCGUGUGCCCAACCGCCGUGACCACUGCUGGAGUCACCAGUGUGGUCACUCAUGUACCUGCUGGGCAAAAAUGCCUCUAAUAAAACUUUGCUUCUGCCUCAAUGCAAUCAAGAAA
Mesitornis unicolor (brown roatelo) is the source of this 1824-nucleotide messenger RNA. RefSeq names its product keratin, type I cytoskeletal 13-like. Gene Ontology annotation, molecular function: structural molecule activity. The transcript has 8 exons. Lineage: Eukaryota; Metazoa; Chordata; Aves; Mesitornithiformes; Mesitornithidae. Bases 1 to 1503 code for a protein of 500 amino acids. The record is from RefSeq and is a predicted model, not a curated record.